This is a messenger RNA of Columba livia (rock pigeon), 4192 nucleotides long. It is a transcript of the gene MCM10, whose product is annotated as minichromosome maintenance 10 replication initiation factor. NCBI's taxonomy places the organism in Eukaryota, Metazoa, Chordata, Aves, Columbiformes, Columbidae. Gene Ontology annotation, cellular component: nuclear replication fork; nucleus. Gene Ontology annotation, molecular function: DNA replication origin binding; single-stranded DNA binding. The transcript has 21 exons. The record is from RefSeq and is a predicted model, not a curated record. Bases 217 to 2823 code for a protein of 868 amino acids. Gene Ontology annotation, biological process: DNA replication initiation; DNA replication.
GCGCGGCCAGCGGUGAGCGGGUCUGUGUGAGGGAACGGCCGGGGCGACUGGGGGGCCGGCAGCCCCCAGAGCGAUCUUCGGGGGGCGGAGGCUGGGGGCAAAAUCUGGCUUCAUUUCCUUGCCGUAAGAAGACCAAGAGGUGUACCAAGCUGAUGCUGAUGUAAAUGAAGAGAAUAUUAUUGCUUGAGGGGCACUUGAAGAGAUCCUGGUGAAAUCAUGGAAGCUGACGAUGACUUGGAUCUGCUGGCUUCCCUCCUGGAAGAAAGUGAGGCAACCGAGGAGGGAAAUCCUGAGGAGGAAGAUGCCCCAGAGAAUGAGGGGGGAGAACCAGAUGAAUACGAUGAGCUCUUUGAUGCAGAAGACGAUGUGUCCUACACCGAGGAGGUUGACACCGAAGACAGUAUGAUCGAUGAGCAGAAGGAGAACCUGGCUGCGCUAUUUGGAGAUGUGGAUGACCUGCUGGAAGAGGAGGCGGCAGAAGAAACUGUCCACACUUCAACUCCCAGUCAGACAAAAGAGAAGACCAAUGAAGAGCUGCAAGCUGAGCUGAGAAAGCUGCAAGAACAGAUGAAGAUAUUACAGGAGCAGUUGCAAAGGACUGCAAUUGGGCAGCAAUCCAGUUCAGGCACUGAGAAGAAAAGCCCUGGUAAAUCUCCCUGUCUACCCUUAAAGGAAAGAAAAGUUCAGAAGCUGCAAGAGUCACCAUGUUUCUCGGCCCAGCUGGGCAAUCCUUUACCACCAGCCAGGCGAGGAGUCCAGAAACCAAAAGCAUCCUCAGCAGAGAACAAGACUCCUAUUCCACAGAAAGUCCUCAGUCUGGCAUUCCAGCCUCUCAAGUCUGCUGCCGGGAACACACCCAGUAAGGUGCCCAAAGAGAAGACUCCUCACGUGCCUACAUGCCCCAGUGCAGCACCCCAGCCCGUGUCUGUGGAAACCUUCUCGGGACUGAGAUUAAGAAAACCCCGGGUUUCAUCAGCUGAAAUGGAGAGGAAAAUGGCAAACCGGAAGCUCAUCCGACUGUCCCAGCUCAAAAGCAAACUUGCUGCAGAAAAUCUGGAGGAAAUGGACUGGGUGACAUUUGGAGUCAUUGUGAAGAAGGUCACUCCUCAGAGUGCAAAUAAUGGCAGAACCUUCAGCAUCUGGCGGCUGAACGACCUGCGGGAUCUCAAUCAGUGUGUCUCGCUCUUCCUGUUCGGUGAUGUCCACAAAGAGCACUGGAAGACAGACCAAGGCACAGUCAUCGGGCUGCUCAACGCCAAUCCUAUGAAACCUAAAGAAGGCUCAGAUGAGGUGUGUUUGUCUGUUGACCAUCCACAGAAGAUCCUCCUCAUGGGUGAAGCUCUGGACAUGGGCACCUGCAAAGCCAGGAAGAAGAACGGUGAUCCAUGUGCGCAGAUUGUGAACCUGAACGACUGUGAAUAUUGUCAGUAUCAUGUGCAAUCCCAGUACAAGAAGCUCAGCUCGAAGCGGGCAGAUCUGCAGUCCACCUUCUCCGGUGGCCACAUUCCCAAAAAAGUUGGUCGGAAAAAUCCCAGUUUGAAGGAGAGGCUGUGUCAGGAUGGGUUUUACUAUGGAGGUGUCUCUUCAGCAGCGUAUGCAGCCUCAGUUGCAGCAGCUGCAGCACCGAAAAGGAAGAUUCAAACCACACUCUCCAAUCUGGUCGUAAGAGGAGUUGAUGCAAUUGUCCAGGAAACCAGGCAGAAAAUUGGUGCAGCAAAGAGACCCAUGCAAUGUUCUGAGGAAUUCAAGGAGCUGCUGGCACAGCCAACUUUUGGAGCACGAAACCUCUGCAAACACUGGACCAAAGCAGAUGUUGAAAAGAAGCAAGAGGCCAGUUUCCAGUCUGUCUCUGCUUCAGCGCUGCUCAAGCAACAGAAACAGAAAUUGCUGGAGGCCAGAAAAAAGCGAUCUGAAGAGAUUCAGAGGCGGUUUCUCCAGAACACAAGUAGAGCCGGCAGCCCCGCUCUCCCAUCCUCCUCCAAACAAUCAUCGCUCCAUUCCCCAGUGCCUGGGGUGGAGUUUCCCAAAGCUGCCAAAAUGUCGACUCCUCAAAGGCCCAGGCUGGGCACAGGCUUCUCAGAAGGAGAAGAUAUCCUCUUCUUUGACAGGUCUCCACCUCCAAGACCAAAGCUUGACAGUUUGGCAGAGGCCAAAAAGCUGGCUGCGAUACACCGACUGCGAGCAAAAGGCCAGAUUCUUGCUAAAACUGACCCAAACGGUGUCAAGAGGAAAAGAGCUGAUGUUGAUGAUGUCCUAGAAAUUGUUGAAAGAGUUGAGAAAAAUGUUGCUCAGCCACAAGGUGCAGAAGCAGUGAAUGGUACGGAUGAACUGGAGCCUGCCCAAAAGAAGCGGCGUGAGCAGCUGGCCUAUCUGGAGUCAGAAGAGUUCCAGAAAGUUCUGAAGGCCAAGUCCAAGCACACGGGUGUCCUGAAAGAGGUUGAGGCUGAACUGCAGGAGCAAUACUUUCAGCCGCUGGUGAAAAAAGAAGAAAUGGAAGACAAGAUGAGGAGCAUUAAAGAAUUGAAAUGUCGAGUUGUGACAUGUAAAACAUGUAACUACACCUAUUUUAAGCCCCUGGAGACGUGUGUGCAGGACAACCACGACUACCACUGGCAUGAUGCCAUCAAGCGAUUUUUCAAAUGUCCUUGUGGAAACCGAGCUAUUUCCCUUGACAGGCUCCCAAAAAAGCCCUGCAGUACCUGUGGCCUCUUCAAGUGGGAGCGAGACGGGAUGCUAAAGGAGAAAAAAGGUCCCAAGAUUGGUGGAGAAACCCUUUUACCAAGAGGAGAGGAACAACCAAAAUUUCUCAAUAGUCUUAAGUGACCCAGAGUUGGUAUUUUUCCCAACAUGGGGAGGGAUUUCUGUGUCUAAAACACACAUUUCUUCCCUGGAAUGCCAAGAGGACUCUGGUUUUAGAGCUGGAUGAGCAAAGGAGUCAAUUCCUGAUAAGAAGGACACCCACAAAGUCUCCACCAGGCCACUGCGUGGAUAUUCAGCUUUCAUCUUUUUAAAAUUGACUGAAUAAGGCUGCAAGUGAAAUACAUAUUCAUGCUUGAUCUUUCUUACUAACAACUUGUUUACAAGAUUUAACCUAGAAAAGAGACAUCUAGGGAGGAAUUUGUACCAAGAAAUCCCUAGGGAUCCCACAGUUUAUGUUGAGUAGCUGGUGUAGAUUGACCCACCAGAAUUUUAAGUUGACAAAUCAUCAUGAACUGGAGGACUGUAGAUUCCACAAGCACUUGUGAAGUUAAUGCUGUGUAAAGGCCAGCCUGUCAAGGUUUUUCACCUGUUGGCCAAAAAAGAGGUGUGAGAGGGUUUUAGCCACAGGGCAGUUUGUCAUUGGCUCCAAAAUGACUCACUUUUAACCUUCAAGCACAGAUGUCAAAUGGUUCCUGUGUUGUCUCCUUGGCUGAUGUGUUCAAAAACCUUUUGGUGGCUUCAGCAUUGUGAACAUUGUGGUGUUUGCGCUGCAGACUGGCCGGGGCUCUUCUGGAAGCCCUGGCCCUGUCCCGACACUACGGCACCUUUCCAGCUACAAACCUCCAGCUCCCACUUUUAAGAGGAUUUUAAGGAAUCUGGGACCGUUUUUUUGAGUGGUUUUAAGGAGCUCAGUGAUUACACUUAACAACUUUUACUCUUCUGGCAUUUUAGAUUGUCCUGAAAUCUUCCCUCGUCGCCAUGUCAGCUGCAUGGGGGACAGGAGCUGUCUCUGACCAAGCGGGACAUCCAGGCCCUUUUCUGAAAGCACAUCUCUGCAGGGAUGCCUGUGGCACUUGGUCAUCUUGUCCUGCUCCUCCUCCCUCGCUCAUGCCCCGCAGGACCACAGGAAUCUUUUUAAGUGCCUAAACCCACCGGUGCCUUCGUGAUUUGGUGAAGCUGCCACCAACAGUCUCACAGGUCCCUGUGGCCUUGUCAAUCAGUACCUCUUGUUUGCUUGCACAGGGGCUGGGAGAGAAACAAGUUGCUUCAUUUGAAGCAAUUGGACAGGUUUACCUCAUUUUUUUGCAGCUCAUCUGCUGGUGCUUUUGCUGGGCAACUAUGCUCAGCACGUGACGUACAUUUCAGACUCAUGUUGAUACCAUUAGAUUAGAGGGGUGUCACUGGUAGGUGACUAAAUACGUAACUGUGACAUUGCUUGGGAAUGUCUCCUGUUGAUUCCUUAUUUAGAAUAAAUACAAUGAGCAAUAAAUCA